Molecule: messenger RNA, 1851 nt
Organism: Poeciliopsis prolifica (blackstripe livebearer)
Lineage: Eukaryota; Metazoa; Chordata; Actinopteri; Cyprinodontiformes; Poeciliidae
Gene: kctd6b
Product: potassium channel tetramerization domain containing 6b
Exons: 3
Coding region: 211-924 (237 amino acids)
Biological process (GO): protein homooligomerization
Molecular function (GO): protein binding
Source: RefSeq, a predicted model, not a curated record
CUGGAGUCGACUGCAGCUGCCCCCAGUGCAGCAUCAUCAGUGACCGCCUGUCUCCUCGGUUAAAGUCUUACCCCCAAUCUGCUUUUAUUGGCUGAGACAAAAAUAUAUAUAUUACCAAUCCCUAAAGUUGAGCUGGUAAAGUUAAAAUGAACCAACUUUAAUCCCUUCCUUCUCUGUUUUGGUUCGGACCUUGUGGGUAUUAGUCUACAAAUGGAUAAUGGAGACUGGGGCCAUAGGAUGACUACCCCUGUUACCCUGAACGUGGGAGGCCACCUGUACACCACCAGUCUAUCCACCCUCCAGCGUUAUCCGGACUCCAUGCUCGGUGCCAUGUUCCGGGGAGACUUCCCCACAACUCGUGAUUCCCACGGGAAUUAUUUCAUCGACCGCGAUGGAACCCUUUUCCGAUACAUCCUGAACUUCUUGCGGACGUCCGAGCUCACCCUUCCUGUGGAUUUCACAGAGACAGACCUGCUGAGGAAGGAGGCGGACUUCUACCAGAUUGAACCUUUGAUCCAGUGCCUUAACGACCCCAAGCCGCUGUACCCCCCAGACAUCUUUGAGCAGGUGGUGGAGCUCUCUAGCACUCGAAAACUGUCAAAAUACUCCAACCCUGUUGCGGUAAUCAUUACACAGCUGACCAUAACAACAAAGGUUCACGCGCUGCUCGAGGGCAUUUCCAACAACUUUACCAAGUGGAACAAACACAUGAUGGACACGAGAGACUGCCAGGUGUCUUUCACCUUCGGACCAUGUGACUAUCAUCAAGAGGUGUCUUUAAGAGUCCACCUCAUGGACUACAUAAUGAAACAAGGCUUCACUAUUCGGAACACGAGGGUGCACCACAUGAGUGAGCGCGCAAACGAGAACACCGUGGAGCAUCACUGGACUUUCUGUAGACCAGCUCACAAAGUCGAAGACUGACUUGUGGCACAGCCGUUGUUGCUCGGACGUUACAGUGAGACCUGUCUUUGUAAUGCAUAAAUCAUUAUUCAGCAAAAAAUGAUGUACUGCUGUUUUUUUUUAUGUUUCAUCCUGUAUGAGAGAAGGCUUGAGCUUAAUAGCAAAAUCCAUGCAGCAAAGGCAAAUUAAAAAUAUAAAUUUCUGACUUGCGAAACUGUUUAAGGAAAAUAUUUCUUGAGCUCAACCCGCAUGUAGAUUUUCUUGGAGUAUUUGGAGUCUACAAAACAUCCCAAGUGUUUUCCACAUGUCUAAUGAUGCAAAAAAACGUCAUUUUGACCGGAAUUGAAAAAGAGCAAGUAAUGAAAGUCAUGCAUUUAUUUGAGACACAUUGCCUGAGUUUGGUAGCAAAUCUUUAAUUGUAACACUAAUUCAUUUAAAACCUCAAUUUGUAGGCCCAAGUUUAAAAAAAAAACAUUUUUGGGGGGAAAACGUUCUCAUUAGCAAAAAAGUAAACAUUUUUCCCUCCACUGAUAGUGGAGUGUACUAAUUAAUUUCUCUACUUGUAUGUUUUGUCCAGUAGAUGUCUGGUGAGUAAAAUUAGACUUAGUCUCUUAGAUCCCCUGUAGAUCCCAUGGUACUAUUAGGCCCCUUCAUAGUUGAUGCAUGUGUCUUGUGUAUGUAUAACUUAUGUGUCUGCUGUUUGCACUUUAUGAUACUCUGUCAUAAUGUCAACAGUUAUGUGUUUGAUUGUUCCUGCCAAAAAUAAACCAGUUUGUGUAUUUCAUUUUAAUCAUUUAGCUCUAUUAAGACUUUUCCCUUGUCAAUGACAUCUUGAGUUGUAACUCAUAGAAGGCUGCAACCAGUUUUAAAAAUAUUUUUUCUUCUUUCAUUGGAUGAAAAUAAUGCCUUGUUCCAGUCUGAUUUCUAAGUAAACAUAAGUUGCUCUUU